Messenger RNA from Dicentrarchus labrax (European seabass), 1273 nucleotides. RefSeq names its product mitochondrial ribosomal protein L28 (gene mrpl28). The record is from RefSeq and is a predicted model, not a curated record. Gene Ontology annotation, cellular component: mitochondrial large ribosomal subunit. The transcript is spliced from 6 exons. Bases 144 to 902 code for a protein of 252 amino acids. NCBI's taxonomy places the organism in Eukaryota, Metazoa, Chordata, Actinopteri, Moronidae. Gene Ontology annotation, molecular function: structural constituent of ribosome.
UCAAUGCGGAAAUCCACUCGGACAGCGGAGGGAUGCGGGAUGUCCUUGCGUGCUUGAUUUUGGGAUAAAGUAGAUUGAAAACUCACCCUGUGUUCGUCGGAGGUCACUGUUUCCUUAGUACCCGAUUUCAGAUUCAGUCCAUCAUGCCUUUUCUUAAGUACCCUCCCAAAGUCUGGGAUGCCCUGAAAAUGAAGCAGGGGAUCUACUCUCGUCUCCCCAAACACUACCUGAAGUCCCUCGAGCAGAAAGAGCCCACCCCUGUGCAUUGGAGGCCUCUGGGAGUCCAGUACCGAGCCAACCCAAAGACGGGGGUUAAGGAACGGGUGCAGGAUGUCCCGAUCCCAGUUUACUACCCUCCACAAUCCCAGGACGGCCUGUGGGGAGGAGAGGGCUGGGUAUCUGGCUACAGAUACACCAACAAUGACAAGCUGUCGACUCGUUUGAAGAAGACCUGGAAGCCGCAGUUGUUACAGAGAGAGCUGUACAGCGAGAUCCUUGACCACACGUUCCCCAUCACCGUCACAAUGCGCACUCUGGACUUGAUCGAUGCCGUCUUCGGAUUCGAUUUUUAUAUUCUUAAAACAUCAAAGGAAGACUUGAACUCCAAGCUGGGCAUGGACCUGAAGAGAGCCAUGUUGCUUCGCCUGGCGCGUAAAGACACCGAGCUUUACCCCAACGACCCUGUCAAGAGGGAGAAGAUCUACAACAAAUACAAGCAGCAUUUUGAGAUCCCGGAGGAGGAGGCAGAGUGGGUGGGUCUGAGUCUGGAGGAGGCUGUGGAGAAACAGAGGCAGCUGGAGCACAAGGAGCCCGAGCCUCUGUUUGAGGCCUGUGUGGACAAGCUGGUGGAGGAGCUGCAAGUCCAAAAGCUCAUAGAGCCACAUGUCAUAGAGAAGAAGUGACCACCUGAGCCCUCUGAGUGGGACCGGAGGCAGAUCUUCAAACUGAAAAAUGAAAUAGGUUGAACUGUCGGGCUUCUCCAGAUGGGGGAGGGGAGUCACCAAGUUUCCUGAAACAUUGUCAGUACUGAUUGUACACUCGGGAGAACUUUUCAACUUGUAUUUCCAUCUGGGAGCGACACAAAGGGACACAAAUGAUGAGGUCACGUUGGAGUAACGCUUAUUUAUUUACCCUUGCAUUUAAGUUCCAUACAGAAGAGACAUUUAAAGAAUUAUGAGAAAAGGCUCCGUCAGUAUAAAUACUCCCCGACCAGAUGUGGUACAAGGCCCUUGUACAGGAAAUCAUAAAAAAUAAAAGCCCUUUUUUUCUUAAA